Vollenhovia emeryi is the source of this 1824-nucleotide messenger RNA. Its product is annotated as syntaxin-1A-like. NCBI's taxonomy places the organism in Eukaryota, Metazoa, Arthropoda, Insecta, Hymenoptera, Formicidae. Gene Ontology annotation, cellular component: SNARE complex; endomembrane system; plasma membrane. The coding region runs from base 839 to 1735 and encodes 298 amino acids. Gene Ontology annotation, biological process: exocytosis; vesicle fusion; intracellular protein transport. The record is from RefSeq and is a predicted model, not a curated record. Gene Ontology annotation, molecular function: SNAP receptor activity; SNARE binding. The transcript is spliced from 9 exons.
UAAUUUAAUGAGACUUUUAAACGCUACCAUUAUUUCAAUAUAUAUGUAUGUAUUUUGUUUCAUUAGUUUUUGUUCUCGUCUUUUAUGUAUUAAGUUAAAAAUGUAAAAAAUUUUUAGAUAAUUCGAAUGUCUUGUCAGGAUCCAAUGCUUAUUAAAUCAAUUUUACAAUUGAACUUUCAUUUCAGAGCGUGUGUUUAAAUGUCUCAUAAAGAAAUAUAUAAAUAUUUUUAUCAGGAGAAAAUAACUGGCAGUUUUUCCUUGCAUAUGAGCAGUAUAAAUUAAUUUAAACUUACUGAUAAAGUCAGUGUCGAAGAUAUGUCUUAUAUCAUCAAAAGUUCUGUUUUAAAUAAGUGUUAUUGAUUUGAAUAUAAUAAAAAAGAAUCAAUGGCGAUACUGUGUUCGUGUUAUUUAACACGAAUUCUUUUAAAACUGUGAUAAAUAUUUCGUUUUUAAUAUUACUCGAUAAACGAAAGACAAAACAAAACUUUUAACGUGAUAUUGUGCCGCUCCUCACUGAAUUAAUAAUUUAAAUAAAAAAACCGUGUAAUUGCGUCGGCCUUCUGGCGUACAGUUGUCAAGUGCUCAUUUCCUAUUUCAUUUCAGAUGCAAAGUAUCUUCUACCUAUGUGCACUUUAGAAGCGCGUCUCGCGUUUCAGUCGAAGAGACACGCGUGGAGUUUCUCCGUCGGCGACGAUAUAUCGACUACGAUGUACGAAGCGGCGAAACGAAUUUGACCAGAUAUUCAUAGUGCACUGAUAAGAAAGAUAACGAAGCACGCCGGUAUUUAUUCCACUCACAGAAUUAUCAGUUCCAUGCCGAUACUAAAGGAAUACUCAUCAUGAUUCGCGAUCGUAUGCCCGAUUUGCGUGCCAGCCGAAGUAACAGCAGUACUUUUGGCAGAGGAUUCUUGCAAGACGUACACCUUCAAAUAGCGCAGAAUAAAAAGCUCAAGGAACUGCUCGACGAAGCCGAGGAAAUACGCACUCUGAUCCACCUGACAAUAGAAAACGUUUCCAUUUUGAAGAACUUGCACAACAAUAUCUUGUCGCAUACGAAUAAAGACUUACAAAACGAAUUGGAGACUCGCAUGUGUACGAUCUCGGAGACGGCUUUUCGCGUGCAGCGAAAGUUACGAGCCUUCGUAGAUCUGGGAAACGGUACCACCGUCGAUGAUGAUUCGACUGAAGAGCAAGAGGGACCUGUAUACCAGAGGAUCAGGCAGUUGCAAUACAUGACUAUGAUGCAAUCAUUUUCUGAGAUCAUGGAGGAUUACAAUGCCUCGUUGCUGAAAUAUCACGAUAAACGUCUGCUGCUCUUGCAGCAGCAACGUUCACUACUAAGGCGGCAGGUUACAAGCGUGGAACUGGACCAUAUGCUUGAUGCCCAAGAAACUAGCUUAUUUGUCGACAAUAUUUUAGUAGACAGCAGGACAGCAAGGCAACAAUUAUCAGACAUAAAGAGCAGACAUAACGACGUCUUAAAAUUGGAAAAAUCUCUCACCGAGAUCAGAGAUUUAUUUAUGGAAAUAGCAUUCCUAGUCGAGACACAGGGGGAACAAAUUAACAACAUAGAACAUUUUGCUAACAAAACCACGGCUACCGUCGACGGCGGACGCCGUCAAAUCAGAAAAUCAGAAGACAGACAUCAUAGAUACAGAAAGCGGAAAAUUAAGAUUGGCAUUAUCGUAUGCGUGAUAGUGAUAAUAUUUCUUUUAUUUAUCAUUGCAUCGUUGUAGAAGUUAUACGAGAUAUCUUGAGAAAGUAGUUUAUAUAAAAUGUUUUAAUAGUAAUGUUAAUUAUAAAUAAACGUAUACCAUGAACUAUA